Messenger RNA from Mesorhabditis spiculigera, 441 nucleotides. NCBI's taxonomy places the organism in Eukaryota, Metazoa, Nematoda, Chromadorea, Rhabditida, Rhabditidae. The record is from the annotation of a GenBank genome assembly.
AUGGCGGGCCGUGUGUCGCUCUGUCUCCUAAUGCUAAUUUCCUGCUCCCUCAUCCAUCCCACCUCAUCAAUCCGUCGUCAAACGAUGGCCGUUCGCGGGACAUUAAUGUGUGGGCAGAAACCACUCGCCGGAGCGACAAUCAUUCUCAAUGAACAGGAUUCCGGCCCGGAAUUCGACGACAAAAUGGCCGAGGUGAAGACGAAUCAGAAGGGGGAAUUCCGCAUUAAUGGCAGUGAGGUGGAAUUUACGGCAAUUGAGCCGAGGAUUACCGUACUGCACAAAUGCAAUUAUCGAUGGAUCUGCAAACGCGAAACAACGUUCAUCAUCCCCAGAAAAUACAUUAAUCAUGGAAGGAAGAUCACAAAAUGGUUCGAGCUGGGCACGGUGAAUAUGGAGACACAAUUCCCGGGGGAAGACCACAAUUGUUUCCGUAUUUUUGUC